AGUGUUUAUGUGUACAAAGAAACUCCUCAAACACUGCAUAUGUUUAUCGUUAACAAUCUCUCUUAAAUUAGAAGAUUUGUAUUAAAGGACUUGCAUGCCAAAUUCCCAUAAUCACAAAUUUUUGAUUUUCCACAGACAUCAUUUCAUCGUCUACAUUUCUCCGGUGUCAAUUGUUGCCAAAACAUACCAGGACUUGCUUGCUCCUACGGUUUAGUAGGAUCAGGCAGCUAGCACCAAGGCGAGUACAGAAUAACUAGAACUUCAGGGAACAAGGACUUGGUUAUCUAGAUAUUUGAGUUGCUUGUCAUAUCAAGAGAGCAAGCAGAAAUGGACGAAAGGUUCUGGGAACUGUUGGAGGAGGCAAGCAUGCCAGUGUUGGAGGUUCUAAUAAUAACUGUUCUUGGAGCUUUCAUGGCAACUAAAUAUUGCAAUCUUCUAUCUGCUGAUGCUCGCAAACACUUGAACAAGAUAGUUUUUGUAGUAUUCUCUCCAGCUCUGGUGUUUGCGAGUCUCUCCAAAACUGUUACCCUUCAGGACAUCAUUUCAUGGUGGUUCAUGCCAAUAAAUAUAGGCCUAACAUUUCUCCUUGGAGGAAUUCUUGGAUGGCUUGUGGUCAAAUUACUUAAACCUGAGCCCCACGUUGCAGGUCUCGUCAUUGCUUGCUGUUCAGCAGGAAAUCUAGGAAAUCUACCAUUGAUUAUUGUCCCUGCAAUCUGUAUGGAAGAUGGAGGCCCUUUUGGAGACAUUGCUACUUGCAAAUCCCUUGGUCUCUCCUACGUAUCUUUCUCCAUGGCACUUGGUGGUUUCUACAUUUGGACGCACACUUACCACCUUCUGCAUUCAUCGUCAGAUGAGUAUAAAGCACUACAGGCGUCAAAAGAAACUCUAGCAAUCCAAAACGAACCCAACCAAGAUUUGGAUGCUACUCAGGAAUCCCACCUUCUCAAAUCAGCAGACAAACAAGAUCAAGACCAAGAAGCUAUCCAUUUUCAGUCAACAAAGAGCAUCGAUGAUGAUGAAUUUACAAAAAACCAACCUAUUGUACGACACAUGUCUACUACUGGGAAGAUCAGAAACGUAACAUUCAUGGUCAAACUAAAGGGUUUUCUUCAUCUGAUUGUGGAAGAACUACUUACACCUCCUACCAUUGCAGCAGUUCUAGGGCUCAUCUUCGGAGCAGUUACAUGGCUGAAAAACCUAAUCAUCGGUGACAAUGCACCUUUACGAGUGAUCCAAGACUCGGUUACAUUGUUGGGGAAUGGUGCAGUACCCUGCAUUACUCUCAUUUUGGGAGGUAACCUAACCCAAGGUUUGCGAUCCUCAAAAGUAAAGCCUCUGGUUGUUAUUGGGGUCAUUUGUGUAAAAUACAUGAUACUUCCUAUUAUCGGGAUAGGAGUGGUUAAAGCAGCUGAAACUCUAGGCUUACUACCUACGGAAAAAUUAUUUCAAUACGUUCUUAUGAUUCAAUUUUCCGUGCCACCUGCAAUGAAUGUUGGUACUAUUGCACAGCUUUUUGAUGUGGGUCAAGAUGAAUGCUCUAUUAUUUUAUUGUGGACAUACUUAGUUGCCGCCGUUGCUCUAACUAUUUGGUCUACAAUCUUUCUAUAUGUCCUUGCUUGAUAGGUUUAAUAACCUACUGUGGUACUUAGUAGCCGCCCUUGCUCUAACUAUUUGGUCUACAAUCUUUCUAUAUGUCCUUGCUUGAUAGGUUUAAUAACCUACAAGUUGCUAUACACAAAAAGGACCUUCCCAAAAACUAAAUUUUUAGAGGAUGAUAUAUCAAAUAUAAUACGAAGUUUUCAACAGAUAUCUGUUUCGACAUAUAAAGUAUAAUAUCAGUUUUGCUAUGCAAGUCUUGUCAUUGUAAAAGCUCAGUUGAGGGAAGAAAAGUUUGUACGCCUAAUGUGUCUCGAUAUGUAACAGAAUGCAUUCAUUAAAUUUUUUCCUAUUCUGGA
This is a messenger RNA of Papaver somniferum (opium poppy), 1955 nucleotides long. Its product is annotated as protein PIN-LIKES 7-like. Gene Ontology annotation, biological process: endoplasmic reticulum to cytosol auxin transport. The record is from RefSeq and is a predicted model, not a curated record. Gene Ontology annotation, cellular component: membrane. The transcript has 11 exons. Lineage: Eukaryota; Viridiplantae; Streptophyta; Magnoliopsida; Ranunculales; Papaveraceae. The coding region runs from base 328 to 1620 and encodes 430 amino acids.